AUGGCUCCUAGAGAAACUAAUUGGGAUCGUAUUGCACAAACUCGGGCUGUAAAAAAAAUUACUCAUGUCAGCUUUCCACAACUCAAAUAUCCUUCUCUUAGGGAUUCCGGGAUCAGGGAUCCAGUGCAAUGGCUUAGUGGAAAGGUAUUAGAUGACGGAGCAGAUGGCCUCUGGCGGGUUCAUGACAAAUUAUAUGAUCUAACGAGUUUUGUUGAAAAACAUCCGGGAGGGGAAGAAUGGCUGGAACUAACAAAGGGAACUGAUAUAACAGAGGCAUUUGAAACUCAUCACUUAAAUCCUGUAGCUGAAAAAAUACUCUGUAAAUUUUACGUACGAGAUGCAAAAACACCACCAUUGCUCACUGUUGCUAGUCACAAUUUCAUACACCGUAAAACGAACUGGAGAAUGUUCUUAUUUAAUAUGAGUAUGUGGUCUUACAGAGACUUCCGAGUGUCACAUGUAUUAUCACAUCACCUUUAUACUAACACACUCAUGGAUCUUGAAAUCAGCUCUUUAGAACCAAUACUAUUGUACAAUCCCCGAAAAGAUAAACCGUUACAUGCUAGACUUGGAUUUAUUACAGAAUUUUGCUUCUUUCCCUUCAUUUUUAUCAUCAGUUUUGCUAAGAGGUUCUUUUCAAUAUUUUUCCGGGAGGGAUUUUUGAAGAAUCACUAUCGUUGGCAUGACGUACUCGGUUUAUUCCUCCCUUUGUGGAUGUGGCUAGUUACAGGAAGUCCUUUUACAAAAGUUUUGGUAACGUGGUUAUGGAUUGUCUGUACUGGUAGUUUACUUUUCCAUUUAAUUGGAGUGAACGCUGCUCAUCACCAUCCCGAUGCCAUAAAAGACGGCGAUCAACCCAGAGACGAAACUCCUGAUUGGGGUGCACAUCAAGUCGAAGCCCUUCUCGACCGUAAUGAUAUAAAUGGCAACCUUUUCGCUGUAGUAACACUCUUUGGGGAACAUGCUCUCCAUCAUAUGUUUCCGACACUGGAUCAUGCAGUCCUUAAAAACUUGCAUCCCCUGUUUAUAGAUAUUUGUGAGAAAUACAAAGCCAACUAUCGAACGUCAACACAAUUUCAAAUGGUCAUCGGACAAAUUAAGGAAACAAUGCGCACCAGCUUCAAGACUAUUGAUCAUUAA
This is a messenger RNA of Parnassius apollo (apollo), 1140 nucleotides long. NCBI's taxonomy places the organism in Eukaryota, Metazoa, Arthropoda, Insecta, Lepidoptera, Papilionidae. The record is from the annotation of a GenBank genome assembly.